AUGGGCCCUUAUGCUUUUGGGAUUUCUCAUAUUUCACUAGGUUUACUCUAUGCACAGAGUCUAAAUCCAAAAGCAAUGAAUCAAGGUCUAAUAAAAGUAAAGAUGUUAAAAGUACAAUUAUUAUAUAAGCUGCCCAAAGAUUUACUCUUCAAUCAUAGUCCACUCACAUUUAUACCAGAUAUAAUAGUUACAGUGGAAGAAGUUAGGAAACCGACUACGACAACAACUUCAACCACAACAUCAACAACAACAUCAACAACAACGUCAACUACAACAUCAACAACAACAUCAACAACAGCCUCGACGACAACAUCAACAACAACAUCAACCACAACAUUAACAACAACAUCAACCACAACAUCAACUACAACAUCAACAACAACGUCAACUACAACAUCAACAACAACGUCAACAUCAACAACAACAGCAAUAAAAAGUCAGUACUAUGUCAAAUGA
Molecule: messenger RNA, 456 nt
Organism: Adineta steineri
Lineage: Eukaryota; Metazoa; Rotifera; Eurotatoria; Adinetida; Adinetidae
Source: the annotation of a GenBank genome assembly